Venturia canescens is the source of this 1999-nucleotide messenger RNA. Its product is annotated as UDP-glucosyltransferase 2-like. The coding region runs from base 289 to 1896 and encodes 535 amino acids. NCBI's taxonomy places the organism in Eukaryota, Metazoa, Arthropoda, Insecta, Hymenoptera, Ichneumonidae. The record is from RefSeq and is a predicted model, not a curated record. The transcript has 6 exons. Gene Ontology annotation, molecular function: UDP-glycosyltransferase activity.
CGAGAUGGCUCGCGCUCGCUGGACGUUCUUGGUCGUUAAAACAUGCUAUAGUCUUUCAUCGUCGUUCACGCGCGUUAUCGUCGUCAGUGAGAUUGGGCCGAGAAAAAUCUACCAACGAGAUUCUUAUUGCAUAAAGUGGCAUGUGCGCCGAAGCAAUAUACCAGUGCAGCAGUUUUAUCAUCAUUGAUAAACAGGCAGUCGAAGGUUCCACUCGUCGAUAACUAUUUCUCUUUACUUAGAUUUCAGCUUUUUUCCCGGAUCUGCUCGUGCAGAAUUAGUGGUGGCGAUAUGGCCAGGAUCAACAAAUUAUCGUUCAUCUUGUUUCUCGUGAUAUUUAUUUAUCAGCAGCCGAGAGAAAGUUACGGUGCCAGAAUUCUUGGUUUGUUUCCCCUGCAAGGCAAAAGCCACUUCGUUAUGUGCGAAACUCUGAUGAGAGCGCUGGCUGCCCGUGGUCAUCAGGUCGACGUGGUCAGUCAUUUUCCCUUGAAAAAUCCACCGCCGAAUUACCGAGAUAUCAGCCUCGCGGGCACUCUUCCUAACGUCGUCAACAAUGUGACGUAUGAGGAAAGCCAAAGGUUCGGGAGCGGCACCUUGAAAACAUUAUUCGAAGUAGGCGGAACGAACGUAUGCAAUUUACUUGCAACUCCGAAACUACGGGACCUUAUUGAAAACCCUCCGACGGACCCACCUUACGACCUUGUUAUCAAUGAGAUGUUCAUAGCUGAUUGUUAUCUCGCAUUUUCUCGUCACCUCAAAAUCCCAUUGAUCGGAAUGUCAACGAGCAAAGUGAUGGAUUGGAUGAAUCUACCUCUGGGCAAUCCCUCGAGUACAGCUUAUGUGCCCAGUAUUUUUUCGGGAUUUUCUCAACACAUGAGUUUUUUCGAACGCCUCCAAAAUACCGUUAUUAGUGGUAUUAUAAAAAUACAAUACUGGUACUAUAUGUCCGAGCAAUUGAGCUUGGUUGAGAAAUACUUUGGAAUAAAAGUUGACAGCAUGAGUGAACUCUAUAAAGAUAUCUCUGUCAUGCUGGUCAAUACCCAUCCGAGCUUCGAUUUCAUUAGGCCACUGACGCCGGGAAUUAUCGAAGUUGGUGGUCUUCAUGUGACCGAUGGCCACGACGAGCUCUCAAAAGACGUGAAAAAAUGGCUCGAUGACAGUAAAAAUGGCUGCAUUUAUUUUUCAUUCGGCUCGAUGAUUAAAAUCGAGUCAUUUCCAAAAGAAACCCUGAAAGCUUUCUACGAAACUUUCGAACGAAUUGCACCGGUUCGUGUCCUCGUAAAGAUUGCCAAAAAGGAGGAAUUGCCAGCGGGUCUACCGAAAAAUGUCAUGACCGCUCCCUGGCUUCCCCAAACCAGGGUACUACAGCACAAAAACGUCAAGGCAUUCGUGACCCACGGAGGACUAGGUUCGACUCAGGAGGCCGUCACGUAUGGAGUUCCUAUGAUUCAUAUACCAAUUUUCGGUGACCAAAAUUUGAAUGCACGACUCUGUGCAAAAAAGAGAAUUGGCGUCACGAUGGAUCAUCGCAAAAUAACGACCGAUACGUUUACAGAAGCAAUAAAAAAAAUCCUCGAUGACCCGAUCUACAGCGACAAUGCAAAACGAGUGUCAAAGCUAUGGACCGAUCGUCCAAUGAGCGCAAUCGACACCGCUAUAUUUUGGGUCGAAUACACAAUCAGAAAUGGCAACGUACUGAGAUCACCGGUAAGCGAAUUGUCCUGGUGGCAAGUAGAAUUGUUGGACGUCUACGUUUUCAUUGCUUCCAUCCUUUUAAUCGCGCUAUACUUCAUCUACCGAGUUAUCCGAUUUAUCUCUGGUCGAAUAUGCGCAAAAUUAUGUAAAAAAUCAAAUACUCAUAGCUCUCAGAAUGUCACGAAAUCGAAGAAGAACAGAUAAUCGUAGCCACCAUAGAAAUAAUGCGGUUUGUUGAUUUAUACUAUUGUAAUGGCAAAAUGCCGGUGCAUAAUUCAAGUUAAUAAAUAUUUUUCACUAUUCAGUA